Molecule: messenger RNA, 10523 nt
Organism: Cydia splendana
Lineage: Eukaryota; Metazoa; Arthropoda; Insecta; Lepidoptera; Tortricidae
Product: autophagy-related protein 2 homolog A
Exons: 38
Coding region: 241-6690 (2149 amino acids)
Biological process (GO): autophagosome assembly; reticulophagy; piecemeal microautophagy of the nucleus
Cellular component (GO): phagophore assembly site
Molecular function (GO): phosphatidylinositol-3-phosphate binding
Source: RefSeq, a predicted model, not a curated record
UAAUAUUACGCGCUAAUUAUUUUAUUUCUAUUCCCUUCAUUAAUCAUAAAAUUAGAAUGCAGCGGCUUAUAAGUUAGUUAUUUUAUUAAUAAUUGUUAAACGCAUAUUGGAAGAGUGAAUCGGAACGUUAUGUUUAUUUACGUUCUCAAGACAAUCACACGCAAAAUCACAAUAGUCAUUACGCACAAAAGUUCAUUGAGCGAAAAUUUGUAGUGUGAUGUACAUACCAAAGCCCUAAAGAUGCGGUGGUAUCUGCCGGGGACUGAGAGCAUAAAGAAGAGGGCCUGCAGAUAUCUGCUCCAGCGUUAUUUGGGCAAUUACCUGGAAGAAAAACUAACUCUUGAUCAGCUGAGUGUCGAUCUAUACAAUGGUACAGGAACCGUGUGCGACGUUAGCCUUGACUGCGAGGCCAUCAAUGAGCUGGGGGACUCACAAAAUUGGCCGCUUGAAAUUGUUGAUGGGCAGAUGCAAAAGAUCACCGUGACAAUUCCAUGGUCGACAUUACUCACUGAUGACUCCAUUGUUGAGGUCAAUGGCUUGUCGCUCACAGUCCAGCCCAAAGUGCCGACGGAGCCAGCAUCCACAAUGCUGGAGUCCAUGUGGUCCUCCAUGUCCUCAUCCAUGCAGCUGGCUGAAGAAUGUCUCCGGAAAGAGGCUGCUCCCACGGAAACCAACCCUGUUGAGGGAAUAGAGAUGUUUGCUCAUGCCAUAGAUUCAAUUUUGAGUCGUGUAAAAAUCCGUUUUGUCAACACGAAGAUAAGAUUAGAGCAUGUUCCCAAGAAUGGAAAUAAAGGAAUUGCCUUAGAAAUACACAUAGAGAAGAUUGACUACUACGACGAAGCAGGAAAUGAGCCCACUCCAGAAGUCACUGACCCCGAAAAAACUAAAACCUACAUUGUUGCCACAUACUCGAACAAAAAGAUCAAAUUUGAAGGUGUCACUCUAUACACGGACGAGUUUCCGUCCAAACUACGAACAAUGGCCCGGAGCCUUGUUCUUGAAAAAUCAGUCUCAUCUCAAGCAGAUAAGGCUGAAAAUAGCCAAACAGAAGCUACAGACCCGAACCAAAGCAUGAUCUCUGAUGUUUUUUAUGAGACUAGAAGUGUCAUAUCAACUAUAGAAUCCGAUCCUAUCAAAGAACUUAUUGAAGAAGUGACAUCUCAUCCAGAAUUAUCUAGGGAUGCAACACCAGAAGAGAGGGCUAGCCAACCAGAACCCAUACUAUUCGCUAAAUUGACUGGUCAACAAGAACUGUCUCUCAAAAUGAAACAUUCAGAGGAAGUUGAAGGGCCAAUGGUGGAACUGAAGAUGUUAUUAGGAUCAUUUAUUGUAUUUAUAUCUCCUAGGCAGUUGCAUACAUUGAUAGAACUAGUCAAUGCACUGAAUCAGCCAGAUUUAGAAGAUAGAAGCAAUGUACCGCUUCGUCCAAGCGGCAGUAACUUGCAGUGCAAGCCGAUGCGGCCGGCUGACUUCCAGUUGAUAGAGGCUCAGCUGCUGGGUAACUUUGAGAAGGACAACGCGAAGCCUAGGACUGGCAUGUAUGGCUGGUCCGGACCUAGCUUCGAAGAAAGUGACCCAGAAGGUGACAACUUCCAUCCCAUGACGUCACCCGGCCAAAUGGCCGAGAGUUUCUCGUCUUCAGUAAGCUCGAUGAGCGCAAGUAUGACGUCCAGUGUUAACAUCCCUACGGUGCAGCCAAGAAUUAAAAGGAAUAAAAAAGUGCCACACAUUGAUGGCGAUCCUACAGCAGAAGUAUCUCACAUGAGUUUUCGGGUUGCCUCGCUGUCCUGCGUACUUUUACAUAAGGACAUACUAGUCCCCGCUCCGCUAAGUUCUGACUGCAUAUCACCUGUCAGUGCGAGCAAAAUGCAAGAGAUAUCAAAUAAGUUCUUCGAGACUUUACAAGACAUCCCCGUGACUAACAAGGCUAUUCAAGAUGCUGCCGGUAGAAACCAUUUAAGGCUCAUGGCCUCAGAGAUGACGUUAGACGGAAGCGAAAAGGUCACGACGCGAGGCAGUCAGACCGUCUGCGAAGCAGCCAUACAACAACUACUGAUACAGGAAUGUCUGUAUUACAAAUCAGAAAGUGGCACUACGGAGUCUGACUGCUUUGACCUGCUGCGGUUCGAAGCCAAAGAUGAUGAGGACGCCAAAGCGCCGCCGAGACCCGACAUCAGGAUCAACAUCAAACAAACUUCCAAAUACAUGCGGGUCGCUGGCGAGAAGAAGCUCGUCUAUCCCACAACAGAUGUUGUGGUAAAAUGUCUUCCAUGCUACAUAGACGUGGAACUGACAAUAAUAGAGCGAAUGUCGGCCACGUUCUUCAACGGGCCGUCCAGCACAGCCUCGCCGCCGCCGAACAACGUGCAGAAUCAGUUCAACUGUACGCUGCACUGCCCGGACCUUAACGCUACAUUAAGGUUCCCAGUAGUGGACCUCCGACCAGGCAUCAGCCGCGAGGUGCGCCGCGUGCGACCCGACUUCCUCGUGUUCAAGUUCCAGAAAGUGAACAUCAACUCGCAGCAGACACCCAGCGGUCGCCCGCAGCCGACCACGGUCACGGUUAAAGCUAUGAGUCUGGAUCUGUACUAUCAUGAAAACGAAACAUCUUCAGGUACUCACAUAGCUAAAACUACUAUGGACGACGCAUUUGCUGGGGAUGUCCUAAAAGGUGAUAUCACAGCACCAUUGCCAAUGAUUACUCUAACUUUCAAGCCAAGUAAAACGCCCAAGGGCCCAUUCGACUCGCUCCACGAAGAGGCAGCGUUUGAGCCCGUCAGCACCAACCCUAUGACCACUUCAAUGUACAUAAUGAACAACUUACACAGCUCCCAGCCUAGCCCGUUUAGUGCCAAGAAAACUGCACAUCAGAGCUUUACGAAACAUGAGGGCAGUCCGCACGGUCAAGAUGAAGAAUUAAUAGUUCCAGGAAAUGAGGAGGAGAUGAAUGACUUCAGUAACAGUGCCAUAGAACACUCUUCCAUCCACCUGGACUUCAAUCUGCCCAUACUUAGUCUACAACUCGAAUCAAAGCAGCUGUACGAAAUAAUUUAUAACCGGAUCAACUCUGAUCUGUUGCUGUGGGAGCCUCAGAUAAUAGAUCCGUUUGAGAUCAGCCCGCUCAUGUACGGCACCAUCUACCCGGCUUUCGGGAUGUGCAAGGGAUCUGGAUAUGAUUCAGACUCUGGAAGCUCAGCUUCGGAAGAAGAAAACUUGUACUAUUCUACAUACGAUAACAAACUAAAGAAGGGACUCGGCGUUAACAAGCCCAGUCUGUACGAAAAGAAGGAGACGCACAACUUUUGUCUCACUUUCAACGUCGGAAAAGGAUUGCUUACUAUUUACGCACCAGUGCGGGAUGCGAAUAAACGGGUAGUACCCGGUCAGAUGGGUGAAUUGGUACUCGAAGCUCACAACCUGACCAUGUGCGAAGUGAGCGGCCUCAACGGGCAGCCCAAGACUGCGCAACUGUGCAUGCGCGCAGGGAAAGUUACACUCUAUCACGAAGCUCUCCUGACAAUCCCAUCCGAAAAGCCAGGCCUCAGAUUAUACGGCAAGACGCUGCCUCCACAUCUGAAGAGUACCAUCUAUCCGUCCGGCAAGGGAGUCAUCAUCAAGGAGCGACAUCAGAAUAAGGACAUGUUCUCUAUGGCUCUGAAAGUGGAGCCUGAUUCUGAAACUCCUGGUUUAAAGACGAUCUGCAUAGCCCUGGGCUUGGAACAAGCGACACUGCGACACCGUGGCGACAAGGGCAUCGCCUGGCUGUCCCAACUGAUGGACGUCAUCGACGUGUUGGACUACCCCGUGCCCGGCUACACGCCCGCCACGGUGCUGUCCGAGCUGCACGUGCACAUAUCCGACUGCGCCGUGGACUACAGACCACUCUACCUACCAAUCCGCACCGUUGUGACCCUCGGCAACUUCAGCGUCUCAAGCAACAUAAUCCCAGAAACGAACACGUCUAGUCUACGCUUCCUCGCUCAAGAAUGCACCUUGUUCCUGUCCCAUGUGAACGUUAAACCUAACACUCACAUACCGCAAGACGACGACAAGUUACCUGACGUGCAUAAGGAUUACGUUUGUGUGGUGGAUGUCGGGCUGUUUGAGCUGUCGCUGAGGAUGGAGGAUAAAGUCAAUAGCUCCAAAGAACAACCUCAAGUAGAUCUCAGCGCAUCGAACAACAUGGUCACCCUAUACACGUGCUGGGACUCCGCCUCGGCGCUGUGUCGGCUGCUGACGUACGCGGCGUCCGACGGCGACUCGCAGCCGCCCUUCGACCGCUCCUCGCGGCACACCAGCAUAUGCUCCGACCAGCCCGAGCCUCUAGUCGGACUAGAAGACAGACCAAUAGAAGAAAUACGUGAACUGUCGCCCAGCGAAAUACAGCAGGUCAACGACAUGAUGGCAGAAGCGAUGAAAGAAAGUCCCAACGAUACGCUCGAUGACGACGACCUCCACAGUUCAACCGAAAAAGAAGGUGUCGAGAUAUUCUUCUUCCCCGACGAGUCCAACUCCAAACGGCCCCUGGACUUACUUGAAGAAUGCGAGCCCAAGUCUUUCGACUCCGAGGACUUCCGUCCAGUGGAUGAGGCGCUUGAAGCUAAGCCCACUAUGGUGCAGGUGGCUAAGGAUCUGGGCGACCCGACAUCCACGCCUAAGACUACGCCGAAGAAACCUAAACGGAAAAAGGUCAAAUCCGGCGGCGACGGCAGCAACACCGACGACGAAUACUGCAUCAUCGAGUCUCAGCCGUACUGCGAGGACAAUGACCUCGACGAGCCGGUCGUCAACUGGAUAGGCCCCGGGCCCGUGUACAUGUUCGAGAACCACUUCACUGUACCAGCGGCCCGCAGCGACGUACUUAAAGCACCGAAGAGCUUCCCUCUACCAGUUUUGAGAUAUACGUUGUGCGAGAUGAGUGUGACGUGGAACAUGUUCGGCGGGAGCGACUUCAAAACUACCGGCGACCCGCCGCCCUCCAAAAAGACGGUCACCAUUGACGACACCAAGCAGGGCUCACCUACGCCGUCCAAACGCAGUAAGGACUACGAACCAUACGAGGCCGGGCGUGCAAUCACGGCCGCUUAUCGCCAAGGGGUCAGCUGGUCGUCCGGUUCAGAGCGGGUAUUACCACGCAGGAACCCACACCCCAAGCGGAAAGAACUCAAGUCGAGGGGCGGGAGACAUAGGGACCACCAUACUUGUGUCAAGCUGUGUCUCACUAAGGUUAAAUUCCAACACGAAACAUACCCCAGCAGCGGCACACACGCGUCGCGGCAGACGCUCGCCGUGAGCAAGAUCGAGGUGCUGGACCGGCUGGUGUGCAGCGACAUCAACAAACUGCUCAGCCAGUACAAGCUCAAGGACGAGCCCGAACGGAGCAAUGCUCAUAUGUUGGUGAUAAAGGCCGUGCACAUGAGACCCGACCCGGCGCUCUCCGCACACGAGUGCUGCCUCAAAGUAUCGCUAUUACCGCUACGAUUCAACCUCGACCAGGACACGCUGGCUUUCCUCGUCGGGUUCUUCUCCAAACUUGGCACGGACGAGAACAAUGACGACGACACAAAAAGCAUAAGCGGGCUGUCAACAGACUCGAGUAGCUCACGCCAGACCACACCCACACACCGGCCCCCAGUCAUGAGCAUAGCCAGCCACUUGAAGGACCCGCCACCAACACCGACUUCGCUAGGAGAUGCUGAUGCUUUGAGCCUCAACGACACUGUGAUCCGAGAUGACGAACCUCUGAUGGAGCCCUACGAAGCCGAGCGCCUGGUGUCCGAGAACCUCAUACAACUGGAGGAGGACUUCAACCGACUGGGCAUUAGUCAGGAGAAACCCACCACUAAAGUGGCGGUCGACCUGGAGCCGGUUGAUGACUCGCCGAUUUAUUUCAGGAGGGUAGUGUUUUCCCCCGAGGUCCCGAUCCGGUUAGACUACGUCGGCAAGCGCGUGGACCUGUCCGCGGGACCGGUGGCCGGGCUGCUCAUGGGCCUGGGGCAGCUCAACUGCUCGGAGCUCACACUCAAGAGGCUCGACUACAAACUUGGGCUACUUGGCCUAGAGAAACUGGUACAAUGGGCCUUGCAUGAAUGGUUGUCGGACAUCAAGCGGCACCAGCUCCCCGGCCUGCUCGGCGGCAUUGGGCCCAUGCACUCGCUGCUGCAGUUAAUAACGGGCAUACGCGACCUGGUGUGGCUGCCAGUGGAGCAAUGGCGGCGCGACGGGCGGCUGGUGCACGGGCUGCGGCGCGGCGCCGCCUCCUUCACCGCGCGCACCGCCGUCGCCGCGCUAGACAUCACCACGCGCCUGCUGCAGCUCAUACAGGCGACGGCAGAAACGGCGUUCGACAUGCUAACGCCCGCGCCGACAUUACAACUGGCGCCGGCGUACGAGCGCCGCGAGCGCCGCCGCCGCCGCCGCCGCGACCCGGCGCGCAUGCCGCAGGACAUCCGCCAGGGCGUCGCCACCGCCUACCACACCGUCAAGGAGGGCUUCGCCGAGACGGCGGCAACCAUGGCGCUAGCCGCGCGCUGCUCGAGCGGGGUGGGCGUGCUGCGGCACCUGCCGGGCGCCGCGGUGGCGCCGCUGGCGCUGGCGGCGGGCGGCGCGGCCGACGUGCUGGGCGGCGUGCGCGCCUCGCUGGCGCCGCACCAGCACCGCGACAGCGCCGACAAGUGGCGCGCGCACUGACACAUGGACCAGUAUGUCGCACACGAUGAGUAGCUUCAAUGAAGAAAAAAUUCAACAACACUUUACACUGGUAAACAAUUAUACAGUACAUAAACUUGUUAAGAAUUGCUCAUUUUAAUUUACGAUCAACAGAAUAUCACAUCCACUGGUGUUCAAAAUUCUAAACGUUCCUACCAUUCGCCCCCUUUCAUAAUGUUAUGUAACGUUUCAAGCACUCUUAAAAGGGUGGAUAAAUUAAUUUUAAACAUUUCAAGGUACUACUAUUAUUAAUUAUUGUAAAAAAAUCGCCAAAAACAAAGUUUUGAUACGAUGUAUUUUUGUAGUCAUUAUCAUUCGUUUGUGAUCAACGGAAAUAUAAUUAUGACAACGUAAUAACACUUUCAAAUAUAAAGAUCGGUUUUCCUAAGCCGCCAUAUAGCGGCCGUCUCCACUACCGUCACCACACACUAAAUAAUACGGCUAAAUAUGGAUGUCGUAGUAUUUGUAUGACGACGGCCGCUAUAUGACGGCACCGCUGUCCUAAUAGGAAACCAGAACAUAAGAGAACAUAAAAGACGUGUAGUUGUCUGGCAGCUAGCACAUCGCCUAGCUGAUUGGUGUAGAAUAUAGCCAUACGUUGUACUAUUGUCGUUCUCAUACUAAGAUAUCAAAUUAUAUUCGAAAUAUUAUCCUAUACUUAAUCUUGCAUGAAAACCGCUUUUUGUGUUUUCUGCGUCCGGUCUAAGGCUGCGGUUCUACCGACACAAAGAACUGCAAAAUGAAAGGAGAUUCGAAGGAAUUAAAGCUUGUUUUCUUGUUCAUCCCUUCUCCACUCUGUGACAGUAAAACCACAGCCUAAGGGCCCUUUCACACCGCGACUUUUUAACGUGCCGUCGACGUGCGUUUGUAUAGAUAUAGAUACACACGCGAUUCGCACGGAAGUCAGACGCAGCUUGUAGACCUUUGCACACCUACAGCGAUGCAGACGCGCCUUUGUAGCUAUACAGACGCGAUGCUAUCGCGCCGUCGACCCGCGUUUACGAAACGCUGAAAAUUCGUAGCUUAGUAUUUGUGGAACAACCAUGCGUUUAAAAUCGGCGUAUUAAUGCAAGGACACAUUUAAAUUUUAUACAGUUUAUAUCGAUAGGAAUUUCUCUAAUAGGUACAUUAGUUUUCAAAUUUUUAGAUUUAAACUUUUUCAAAUAUAUGGUGCUUAAUUUUAGUAGCAUUUAGAGCAUUUAGUUGCUUUUACGUUUCAGUUUUUAUUUUAAUUUGUUGAUGUAAAUAUUUUUCCAAAUUGUUAGAACAGCAGUUCAACCGUCAUACAGAAAAUUAUGUGGCAUCAAUAGGUAAUAUGGGGCAUUAUCUAUGAAAAGAGACCUUAUUGUCGAUGGCGCUUACGCCGCAGCGUUGUGCGGCAUUGUAUUCAUAUCGGAGCUUCGUUAAUAACGGCGUAAGUGCCAUCGACAAUAAGGUCCCGUCCCGAUAACGUCACAUAUAAUUUUCUUUAUGACGACAGGGUUUGGUGCCAUGACAUGAUAUUGUUGUAAAUACAAGCGCGUAGGAAUAAUAAUCAAAAAUUGCACUUCAGUAUUCAGUAUGACUCCUUAACUCAAAAAGUUUGAAAUUGGUCCGAUCCGGCAGAUACGCAAAAAGAAGUGGACACAAGUCGAAUGGAACGUGCAUGGGGUUUUCCCUGCUCCCGCUUUAAGGACACAAAUCUAUCAGUUCUUAUAAACUCAAGUAAUGAAUAAAUGACAAUCUGACGAUUUGUUUCCAUUGCAAUUUCUUUUUUUUUUGUAUAUAGCUAGUCCUUUCUAUCCUUAGAGCAUUUAGUAACUGGAGAGGUCAUGGCUGUCAUUUUCUGUACGAAACAGUCUGCCGAUUUUUGCGGGGGAGGAGACGUCAAAUGUAUUGCUAUUUCUGCAUGAUUUGUACGUAACGUACAAAUAGCCAUGUCAGUCCACACAAAAGUUUGCACAAUUGUGCAAGUUUUUCGGCAGAGGGGUAAGCUCUUAAAGGUGACUCCAGUUAUUAAAUGCUGUAAGUUUCUAUCGGAUCGGAACAAAUGUGAAGCUUAUAACUACUUUUAUAUACUUGCACAUUUGAUAUGCGUAGCAUCCAACAUUUAAGCUCUAAAUCAUAAUUAGAUUCCAAAAAAUGUUGCCACUGCAAUAAUUUGUUUGUAAAAUAGUAGAUUCCUUUUUAUAAAUAAACACGCUAAGAUAAUUUAUUUAUUGGUAAUUUUACUCCUACGAUUUAAAAAAGUACUUUUACUUACUUAUUUUUACAUAAAUACAAGACGCGCUAGUAAAAAGUGGCAACAUUGUCUUACUUUUUUUGGAAUCUAAUUAUGAUUUAGAGUUUAGAUGUAUCGUUCUAUCACGGUGCGUGGCCAAGAUGCCAAUCGUUUGCGCUCCGUAGCGAACGAAGCGCAACUGUCUCUGUCGCACAAAUAAGGAAGAGUGAUAGAGACAUAUUACCGUAUAGUUCGCUACGGAGCAAGCGAUUGGCAUCUUGGCUAGGCCACCCAAUGAUUUUAGUUUUUCCAUGGGCCGAAUACAUCGUUCAAAAUCAACCAAGGAGGAAGAUAUCAAGAUUCUAAACUUUAUACUCAUAGAGAUAAGGUUCACUUUGGCAGUACAGUAGUAAUGUAACGCGCUUGCAUUUUACAAAAACCUAUAGGAAUUAUACAUUAUUUUAUCUAAGGGUGGUAUUCCACCUAUCCAAUUUCUUUGUCCAAUGUGUAUUGCCACUCACGUUUUGCUUUAAUGAGAGAGUGAGACGCACUGUCAUUGGACAAAUAAAUUGGAUAGGUGGAAUACCACCCUUAGAAAUGUGAUAUGAAACGUCUAAAAUUGCAAUUGACUCAAUCAAAUGCGACUGGCUUAAUGUUAAGAGGAGUAAACAUAAUUAAAAUAUUCUAUAUAAUAUUUUUAAAUAUUAGGUAUGUAUUAUACACCUUAAAUAACUUUGCGUUGUGUUGUAACAUCCCUUUAAACGGUAUCUUUAUUUAAAAUGUAUACUUGUCUCAUACAUCGAUUGAGUAUCCUUUGCACACCAAAACUUAAUAAUUCGGUGUUUGCUGUCGCGCAGCCGGGUAAAAAGUAUGUAGUUUAUCGGGAUGGUAUAAUGCAAACUGACGGUUUGUUUCUAUCAAAAUGUGACAAAUACUUGUAGUUCAUGGAGAUAAUAGCAACUUUCAAUUAUUGUCACAACUUAGUAAUUUUAUUUAAUUACCUGAAGAUGUGAAGCAGACUGUCCUAAGAUAGGAAGAACUAAAGAUAUAUUGAUGCACUGAAAGUGUUGGCUAAUAUGUGCGUGAGAGUAAACCAGCAUCAGCGCAUAUAGUAGCAUAAAUUGAAUUAUCCAGUCGGGUGUUUAUAUUGCUCGGAAUUACUCUAAUUUACCUGUAUGAGCGUUUUCCAUGUGAAACCAUACCUAGAGGUAGCAUAUCGAAAAAAAUUCGUCAGCAUCAGAAGUAGCUAAGCGGGCUAAGGUUUAACACAAAAACAAUGACCUAAACACUACUUUGUCAUUAAAAGAGCCCCAUAGCUGCGAGCGUAUCUGAGAGUACUAAAGUGCAUUUCACCAUCAAUUAUGUAUGUACCUACCUCUUGGGGUGAUCUGCUUGACAUGUAGUUCUAUAGAUUUUAUAAACAAUGGACCGAUAGAUUUCAUUAGUUCUUGUGAUGACAUUUAUAAACGUGUGAUCCUCUAGCAGUAAACUAAGACUUUAUUGCAAUCGAAUUAUUUUAUUUUGUUUUUAUCUUGAAGCAACAGAUUGAAAGUUUUAUGUUAGUUUAUUCAUCAAAAGUCAGUCUUUAUAGAAAAUAAAUAAAAUUGACACUUUA